Phragmites australis (common reed) is the source of this 1185-nucleotide messenger RNA. RefSeq names its product protein POST-ILLUMINATION CHLOROPHYLL FLUORESCENCE INCREASE, chloroplastic-like. Gene Ontology annotation, cellular component: thylakoid; chloroplast stroma. The transcript is spliced from 6 exons. Lineage: Eukaryota; Viridiplantae; Streptophyta; Magnoliopsida; Poales; Poaceae. Gene Ontology annotation, biological process: chlororespiration. The record is from RefSeq and is a predicted model, not a curated record. The coding region runs from base 172 to 963 and encodes 263 amino acids.
AAAGAUCAAGCACUUACGUCGUUGCCACCUCCCCACCACACAUGUCCACCCUCAUCCAUCCAUCCUUAUGUACGCCGGCAGCCUAAUGCGAUAACGCCUCCAGCGCUGCUCACACCGGGUCACGGAAGUAUCUCGUCAGUUCACCAACCGUACUUGCAAUCAAGAACGACGAUGGCCACGCUCUCCUCCUGCAGCCGCCUGAGCGGCGCCAGCGCCUUCUGCUGCCACCACCGCAGGCCGGCCCGUGCAGGAGCCGUCGUCACCUGCUGGAGCUCCUCCACUAGCGUUCGCGCCGCCGCCGCUGCCACGGCGACGCCGGCUGCGGUAGAGCAGCAGAACAAGGAGGUCUUGCUGCCGACGUGGGCGGAGUUCGAGCUCGGGAGGGCGCCGGUGUACUGGAAGACCAGCAACGGCCUUCCUCCCUCCCCUAGUGAGGGGCUGACCCUUUUCUACAACCCGGCGGCGACGAAGAUGAGGCCCAACGAGGGGUUCGGCGUCGCGUUCAACGGCGGCUUCAACCAGCCCAUCAUGUGCGGCGGCGAGCCGAGGCAGAUGACGCUGCAGGUCAGGGGCAAGGCUGACCCUCCCAUCUACACCAUCAGGAUACGCGUGCCGCAGCAUGCCAUGAACCUGAUCUUCUCCUUCACCAACGGAGCCGAGUGGGACGGGCCGUACACCCUCAAGUUCAGGAUCCCCAAGCCCUGGCAGAACAAGCCGCUGAGCUUCUUCAAUGAGGGUCUGGCAGACGAGCUGAACGGAGAGAGCGCCUGCGACAGGGCCAUCUACCCGGACGAGAACGUCGUCAUCACAAGUUGCGCCAUGGACGGCUACUACGAAGAGGGGGGCGACCGGUGCAAACUGGACAUCGUGAGCGGAUGCAUGGACCCCACCUCGCACCUGUUCGACCCGCUGGCGACCGUGGAUGACGGCUCCUGCCCACUGGAAUCGGAUUCUGAGGAAUGAGUCACGGGGUUUGGAACGCAUGGGCUGUGCUGCGCUCUCUUGUUCAUUCGUAGAAAAAGAGGAAGCGUCAUACACAAACAAUACGAUGAUUGUGGUGAUACAACAGUUUAUGUAUAUAUGAACAGAGUAAGAGCACACUGGUGAACAAGAGGAUUGUGUACGUACGUUGGGCAGACAAAGAUGCCGUAUAUCCAAUACACAUAGUAACAAUAUCCAAUACUA